UGACUAACUGCAAAAUUAUUGAUAUACGCUUGCAGAUCGGUUUAGUAGAUCUCCUUACAUCCUUAAAAAUUACUCCGGAUUAUAUGAUUAGUCAUUCUGCUGGUGAACUGGGUUGCGCGUACGCGGAUAAAUGUCUCACCAUUGAACAAACUAUUUUAUCAGCGUACUUUAUUGGUUUGGCGUGUGCCGAAGGAAAAUUAAUUCGUAGCUCUAUGGCAAUUGUCAAUUUUGAUUACGAGUGCCUUAAAAAUAUAUGUCCAAUAGAUAUUGAAAUAGUAUGCCGCAAUAGCAAAAGCAGCAGCGUUGUUAGUGGGCCUACAGAAUCUAUGCAAGAAUUUAUGAAAAAAUUACAGGUUAAUAAUAUUUGGGUGAAAGAGAUUCAUUGUAAUGUGCCGUAUCACAGUUCUUCUCUCGCAUCAGUGGAAUCUCAGCUUUUGUUUAAUUUGAACAAAAUAAUACCACGGCCAAAAAAGCGGAGUCCAAAGUGGAUCAGCACUUCUAUACCUCGUGCCGAAUGGCACACAUUAGCAUCAAAAUUAUCAUCCGCGGACUAUCAUACACGUAGUAUACUGAACACUGUUCUUUUUGAACAAGCAAAACGUUUAAUUCCAUGUAACGCUGUAACCAUCGAAAUCUCAUCAGACGACGAUCUGCAACAAGUUUUGAGAAAAUCCUUGCAUUCAAAAGGGACAAACAUUGUUCUAACUCGACACGCUGAACAAAACACUCAUAUAAUUUUACUAGAAAUUGGAAGGCUCUACAAUUGUGGCUUGCAGCCACAAGUUGCUGAUUUAUAUCCGAUAGUGAAAUUUCCAGUUAGUCGAGGAACUCCUAUGAUUUCUCCAUUGAUAAG
Messenger RNA from Wasmannia auropunctata (little fire ant), 853 nucleotides. RefSeq names its product fatty acid synthase-like. The record is from RefSeq and is a predicted model, not a curated record. Gene Ontology annotation, biological process: fatty acid biosynthetic process. The annotation marks the transcript as partial. NCBI's taxonomy places the organism in Eukaryota, Metazoa, Arthropoda, Insecta, Hymenoptera, Formicidae. The transcript is spliced from 2 exons. Gene Ontology annotation, molecular function: fatty acid synthase activity.